Messenger RNA from Fukomys damarensis (Damara mole-rat), 2150 nucleotides. It is a transcript of the gene Rai2, whose product is annotated as retinoic acid induced 2. Gene Ontology annotation, cellular component: nucleus. The coding region runs from base 203 to 1792 and encodes 529 amino acids. Lineage: Eukaryota; Metazoa; Chordata; Mammalia; Rodentia; Bathyergidae. The record is from RefSeq and is a predicted model, not a curated record. Gene Ontology annotation, biological process: animal organ development. The transcript is spliced from 2 exons.
CCGGAUCCGCCGUUCUGCCCUGGCCCGGAAAACCCGGCGCCUUCCAGGCCCUUCGAAAGAUGGAUUCUGUUGACGUAUCUGGCGGCCCUGGCGAGCCGGGUGGAAAGUUGGGUUUUGCCAAAUCGAGCCGGGCUCCUCUUUGUGACGCUCAGCCAGCCCCGCAUCUUCUUGGAGCCCGGCCAAGUGGCAUCAGAGCCAAGUGAUGGACGACCUGCAGUCCCAGAACCUCUCCAUGGACAUGACUGAGUCCCCUCCCACCUUGGCCAAUAACAGACUGGAGAACAGCAUGGCCCAGCUGAUCACCACAGAGGCCUGGAACAUCAACUCCACCGACUUGGUCAAGAAGGCCCUGGUGACCGUGCCAGCCCCAUCCAUUCUGAAUCCCCCUUCUGAGUCCCAGAGUGGCAUGGCUCUAAAAGUGGCAGCUACCGUGCUGCAGCCCCUGUGUCUCGGGGAGAGUCCAGUGGUAAUGCCCAUUCACAUGCAGGUGGAGGGGAGCUCGGCACCAGAGCUCAACCCCAAUGGUAAUGCCACCUACGUCAUGACCACGCAGGGCCCUGUGCAGCUGCCUGUGGUGCUGGAGCAGCACGUGUUCCAGCACCUCAAUUCCCCUCUGGUCCUGCCACAGGAGGCCCCAUGCUCCUCCAAUGCCAUCCACAACAACCUCUUCCAGGGGGCCGAGGACUCCGAGGCCCAGCCCCAGCUCCUGGACCUGAGGAUCCCCAGCCAGCCGCAGGAGCCCACAUUGCCAUUUGAAGCUGUGCUCCAGAAUUUGUUCCCCUCCCAGGGCUCUCUCGGUCCCCCACCCUGUCAGCCUCCUCCUAGCUAUGCCCCAGUGCCACCACAGCCCUUUAACUCCCCCUUGUCCCCCCUGGUCCCACCAGCCACCCUCUUGGUGCCCUACCCUGUGAUCGUCCCCUUACCAGUGCCAGUGCCCAUCCCCAUCCCCAUCCCAGUGCCUCAGAGUUCUGAAUCCAAGUUCAGUCCCAGUUUCCCCAAGCCACCAUCUUCCUUCAACCUGCACUCUUUUAAGGGGACCCAGACCCCUCUGGAAAAGGAUGAACUAAAGCCCUUAGAUAUCCUCCAACCGAGGGAGUAUUUCCAACUCAGCCGCCACACGGUCAUCAAGAUGGGGAGUGAGAAUGAGGCUCUGGAUCUUUCCAUGAAGUCAGUGCCCUGGCUCAAGGCUGGUGAGGUCAAUCUGCCAAUCUUCCAGGAAGAUGCAGCCCUAGACCUGUCACUGGCAACCCACCGGAAGUCUGAGCCUCCCCCUGAGACACCGUAUGACAACACUGAGUCAGGGCACAGCCCAGGUCAGACCGUGAUGGAGAAACUUCCCAGUGGCACAGAAGUGCCCUUUACCCCUGGUGCGCCCCGCGAGGCCUCUGCCCUGCUGGAUAGCCACAUGGGCAGCAGCAGUACUGCUGAGAUGGUCAGCCAGCCCAGCCAGCCCAGCAGCGAGGUCAAGGCUGAGAAUAACAUCGAGAUUGGCAGCGAGUCCCAGGCAGCUAAGGUCAUCGUUUCGGUUGAAGAUGCUGUGCCUACCAUCUUCUGUGGAAAGAUCAAAGGCCUCUCGGGGGUAUCCACCAAAAACUUCUCCUUCAAAAGAGAAGACUCUGUGCUUCAGGGCUACGACAUCAACAGCCAAGGAGAAGACUCCAUGGGAAAUGCGGAGCCCCUUAGGAAACCCAUCAAAAACCGGAGCAUAAAGUUAAAGAAAGUGAACUCCCAGGAAAUACACAUGCUCCCAAUCAAAAAACAAAGGCUGGCCACCUUUUUUCCAAGAAAGUAAAUAAUGGCUUUUUAAAAUUUUUAUGAUUAUAACAUGGGGAAAGGUGCAUUGGUUUUUUAAAAAGGCAUUUAAAACAAAUUAUCUUUGUUAAUUAUUUGGGGAAGUAGAUGGGAAAUGGAAAAGUGAAUUGGCUCUAGAGGCCCUGUAAGCUAGUAUCGUUUUCUUUUUUAAUUUUUGACUUUUCACAAAGGAGUAAAUAAGAGCAACCUAUUUUUCAAGCAGAUUGCACAUUUUUUGCAGCUUUAAUGGAAUAUUGGGUGAAUCAGAGGGGUAAAAAAGCUAUUUUCAUUGCCACAAAGUGCUUUGAUGAUGUAAUACCUAAUAAAGGGUAGGAUAAAUAUUUCACAAUAAAUGUUUG